ACUCAGCGGGCUUGCGCCGCCGUCCCGCCCGCCCCGCUGCUCCCCGCGGCAGUCCCGCUCCGCCUGUCCCUCGGCGCAGGCUUCCCUGGCGCGGCCGGUCCCUGGCCGGCCAGACAAGCAGCGCGCGCGCUCUCCCCGGCCCGGCGCAGUGGCCAUGGCGGCGGCGGUCGCGCUGCGGCUGCCGCUGCCGCUGCUGGUGCUGGUGAGCGCCGCGGGGCUCGCUGCCCUGGGCGCCCCGCAGCCCCCCAACAUCCUGCUGUUGCUCAUGGAUGACAUGGGGUGGGGUGACCUGGGAGUGUAUGGAGAGCCCUCCAGAGAGACCCCGAACCUGGACCGCAUGGCUGCAGAAGGGAUGCUGUUCCCCAGCUUCUACUCCGCCAACCCUCUGUGCUCACCGUCCAGGGCGGCCCUGCUCACUGGACGGCUGCCCAUCCGCAACGGCUUCUACACCACCAAUGGGCACGCCAGAAACGCGUACACACCGCAGGAGAUAGUGGGCGGCAUCCCAGACUCUGAGCGCCUCCUGCCCCAGCUGCUGAAAGAGGCUGGUUACGCCACCAAGAUCGUGGGCAAAUGGCACCUGGGUCAUAGGCCCCAGUUCCAUCCGCUGAAGCACGGAUUCGAUGAGUGGUUUGGAUCCCCCAACUGUCACUUUGGACCUUACGACAAUAAGGCCAGGCCCAACAUCCCUGUGUACAGGAACUGGGAUAUGGUCGGCAGAUUUUAUGAAGAAUUUCCAAUCAACGUGAAGACUGGGGAAUCCAACCUCACCCAGAUCUACUUACAGGAAGCUCUGGACUUCAUCAGGCAGCAGCAGGCUGCCCAGCACCCGUUCUUCCUGUACUGGGCUGUGGACGCCACGCACGCCCCUGUGUACGCCUCCCGGCCUUUCCUGGGCAGCAGCCAGCGCGGGCGGUACGGGGAUGCUGUUCGGGAGAUCGAUGACAGUGUGGGGAAGAUUCUGAGCCUGCUGCGGACCCUGAGCAUCGCCGAGAAUUCCUUCGUCUUCUUCACCUCAGACAACGGUGCCGCCCUCAUCUCUGCUCCCAGCCAAGGUGGCAGCAAUGGUCCCUUCCUGUGCGGGAAGCAGACCACGUUUGAAGGUGGGAUGAGGGAGCCCGCGAUUGCAUGGUGGCCGAAGCACAUCCCUGCUGGCCAGGUGAGCCACCAACUGGGCAGCCUCAUGGACCUUUUCACCACCAGCCUGGCCCUUGCGGGCCUGAAGCCACCCAGCGACAGGGUGAUUGAUGGCCUCAACCUGCUCCCCACCAUGCUGCAAGGCCAGCUGAUGGAUAGGCCCAUAUUCUAUUACCGUGGUAACACCUUGAUGGCUAUCACCCUCAGCCAGCACAAGGCCCACUUCUGGACCUGGACCAACUCCUGGGAGGAUUUCAGACAGGGUAUUGACUUCUGCCCUGGGCAGAACGUUUCAGGAGUCACCACCCAUACCCAGGAGGAGCACACGAAGCUGCCACUGCUCUUCCACCUGGGGCGUGAUCCCGGAGAGAGGUUCCCGCUCAGAUGUAAUUAAAGUGGAACAGAAGUGAGGUCAUCUGGAUUGGGCAACCAAAGUCCAAAGAGAAGAGCAGGCACCAAAGUAGGCAGCCACUUGGGGCCAAAGUGAGGUCUGAAGCCAUGGAGGCCAGGAGGAGGAAGGAGGAGCCUCAGGUGCUGCAGAGCAAGCACCUCCACUUCACACUCGCCUCCAGGAUGUGGAGGCACAGGUAUCUACUGCCUUAAGCUCCCAGGGCACCAUGGGUGGAAGCUGCACACUUCUCACAGUGCAUCCACAGGGAUGUGCAGCUCAGCUGCUGCGGCUAGACGAGGUACAGGUCUUGAGGCCCAGGGCCCCAGAGCAGCCUGCACAGUGAGUAGGGUGCAGGCCUCAACCACAGCACACCAGCCCAGGCCACAUCGGCACCCAACACCCCAGCAGGCCACGUGGAGUUGGGGCCAUGCAGAGGUCAGCAUUCAGCACAGUGAUGGCCCUGCACUCCAGCUUUAUGCAGAGUGGCACAGUCCUCAUGGGCUCCUUUCCAGCUGCUGCACUCCAUGGCCGAGGCUACCCCAACAGCAAUCCUGGAGGACCAAGAGACAACUGUGGGUCUCAGACACAGUCACUGCAGUAAACUCCAGCAGUACGGUGACAGCCACCACCUGCAGGGCCUUGGGAAUACAGGGAGGCCUCCAAGCAUGCUGGCCACAGUUCCACCAAAUGUACUUAGCCAUGGCAUCCUGCAGAUGCAUGUGCACCUUAGUGUCCUCCUCCCCAGUUAAAAACACUGAGGCCAGGCAGCAUGCAGAGAGACAGCCGGGAGCUGGGAGAGACAGCAGCGGACCAUGGACUGGCUGGGUGCCAUGGCUGGGGUGGGGCCAUGCAGGAGUCUGGGGCCCCACAAUCCCUAGAACCCUGGUGCUGAAAGCUGUUCCUUGACCAUCCCACAGGUGCCAGUGCAUGACUGGGCCUGAGGGCGCUCCAGGUCCUUUCUUAGGCAGCUUCUGGGCUCAAGCCAGUACUGGUGCCCUCAAAGGGCAGAGGGUGGCUAUGGCAGGGCUGCUCCCAGAGAUGGUAGGGCACAGGAUGGCUGAGGACAUGCCUUCUUAGGAGAUGGGGGAUCAGCCGCAGAGAGGCUCUUGCUGUUUAACUUGUGGCCAGAGCCCAGCAACUUCAUGCAGCCAGCCACAGUGGCUGAGCCCCUUUCCUCUGCUCAGCGGGAGGCAUCCUGCUGGCAGCACAGAUACUGGGACGCUGGGCAGUGGACAAGUGGGGGCCUGUGAGAGAAACGCUGUCCAAGUCCUUUGCUCUGCCUGGCCCAUGCUGGCCUCUGCCAGGUCACUUGUCACACUCCUCCCCAUGUGAAACUGAAGCUUCAUUUGCAUUUCCCAGGGGCGAAACCACACCACACACCUUGUUACCUACGUGUUGGUGAUGGCAGACAUGAUUUAAAGUGGCAAAAAGACUUGGUUCUCAGGGCAUUGCUACAGUAGCAUGGUGUUCUGGGGUCUCCCAGUCAAGCUCCUGACAGCACUUGCAGCCCCUACUUCCUGGUCAUAAGCAGGUCACCGUGGCCAAGACGGAGCAGAGGACAACCAUGCUUGCUGGAGUAGGACUCCUCACUCACAGCUUCCCUCCCAGGAUUCAGCCUCCUGGUCCCUCACUCCAUCCUCUGCCCCUGCCCACCCCAUGACCAGCUCCACUGCAGGCUUUCCAGCUGGGCCUCCUGCACCAGCCCUAGAAUACCCACCCCUCCAGACAGCCAGGGAAGCUGCACCCUCAGUGACCCGAGCC
Molecule: messenger RNA, 3289 nt
Organism: Cavia porcellus (domestic guinea pig)
Lineage: Eukaryota; Metazoa; Chordata; Mammalia; Rodentia; Caviidae
Gene: Galns
Product: galactosamine (N-acetyl)-6-sulfatase
Exons: 13
Coding region: 155-1531 (458 amino acids)
Molecular function (GO): N-acetylgalactosamine-6-sulfatase activity; arylsulfatase activity
Source: RefSeq, a predicted model, not a curated record